AUGGGCGCCAUAGACGUUCUUUCUCGAAAAUCUGGUGUUAUUGUCGGCGAUGAUGUCUUGAAGCUUUUCCAAUAUGCAAAGGACCAUAAGUUUGCGAUCCCAGCUAUUAAUGUUACAUCAUCAUCCACUGUAGUAGCAUCACUAGAGGCUGCCCGUGAUGCUAAAGCUCCUAUCGUCCUCCAGAUGUCGCAAGGUGGCGCUGCUUACUUUGCCGGAAAGGGUGUUGCAAAUGGUGGACAAGAGGCGUCUAUCGCUGGUGGAAUUGCUGGGGCUCAUUACAUUCGGGCUAUUGCACCCACCUAUGGCAUCCCCGUUGUUCUACACACGGACCAUUGUGCAAAGAAACUUCUCCCCUGGUUGGAUGGUUUGCUAGAUGCUGAUGAGGCAUACUUCAAGAUUCAUGGCGAACCCUUAUUCUCUAGCCAUAUGAUUGACCUAUCUGAAGAAUCGGUCGAUUACAAUAUCGAAGUAACUGCCAAAUACUUGGAAAGAGUAGCGCCCAUGAAACAAUGGAUUGAAAUGGAAAUUGGUAUCACUGGAGGCGAAGAAGAUGGUGUUAACAACGAAGACGUUGACAACAACUCGCUCUAUACUCAACCAGAAGAUAUCCUAGCUAUUUACAACAAGUUGGCACCUAUCUCCCCAUAUUUCUCUAUAGCAGCUGGUUUCGGCAACGUGCAUGGCGUUUAUAAACCAGGUAAUGUUAAAUUACACCCGGAACUUUUGGGCAAGCAUCAAAAGUUUGUCAAAGAAUGUAUCAAAUCUUCCGAGGAGAAGCCAUGCUUUCUAGUAUUCCACGGAGGAUCAGGAUCUACCAAGGAAGAAUUUCAGAUAGCAAUUUCGCAUGGUGUGGUGAAGGUCAAUCUUGACACAGAUCUGCAAUACGCAUAUCUCACGGGCAUUCGGGAUUAUGUCCUCAAUAAAAAGGACUACCUCAUGUGCCAGGUAGGAAACCCCGAUGGAGAAGAUAAGCCUAACAAGAAAUACUUUGAUCCUCGUGUUUGGGUGCGAGAGGGUGAAAAAACAAUGUCGAUUCGAGUAGCCGAGGGCUUAAGAGAUUUCAACACUGCCGGACAGCUUUGA
This is a messenger RNA of Blumeria graminis f. sp. triticale, 1083 nucleotides long. The record is from the annotation of a GenBank genome assembly. Lineage: Eukaryota; Fungi; Ascomycota; Leotiomycetes; Helotiales; Erysiphaceae.